UCCAUUCGUCAGAUUGUGUUUGUGCCACUGGGCGUCUGUGUCGGUUUGCAAAACAUUUCUCAGUUUUCGUUUCACUGUGCACAGGCACACGCACGCACGAAAUCGUCGGCGUUGUUAUUAUUAUUCUAUUAUAUAUAUAUUUUUUUUCAUUUGUUUCGAAUUGGUUUUUAUUAUUGUCAUCUUCGUUGUUAUUAUCGAAUCGUAUCAAUCUUUAUUAGCAUAAUAAAAAAUCGUUAAUCUUAUAUACGUUGUUCGUCGCGUUUGUUUUUUACCCACAAUAUUUUAUCACCCGCCGUCGUCGUCCGCGUUUACUAGAUAUUUUUACCGAGCAGUUCUUUUCUCCCUACGUCCGCGCCACACGCCGGUUUUCGAACGCGUCGUGUAAACGUAACCUACUGCUUGCCGAUUUUUUAACUUCUCCCAGAAUCGAUCAUCACCGAAACGAACGCAUUGGAGACGCGCCAUCGAAGUGUAGCAUGUUAGGCCGUCAGACGUCCGCCCUUCUACAUUUGUGAUAAGCAAAGUUUUUCGAUACGGCCUCAAGCUGUGGACUGCAACGCCCUAUUUGAUUCCCCAUCAGGGGCUAUACUAUCCACAAAUGGUUCAAGGAGGAAUUGAUCCAUAUGCAUCACUCGCGGCAGCGUCUGGUGCAUUCCCUAUGCAACAACCCGGACAAAUGGCUGCAAUGACACUUAAGAUGGCCAAUCCUCAACAACCAACUCUAAUGCCUGCUACGGUGGCUGCACCUCAAAAUACAGCUCCACUUCCACCUCAGGUGACUGUAGAAAAUGAUCCACCAUUGCCGCCAAUUGCAUACUCACCUCCGACUGGGCUUAACAUGUCCCUGGCAUCUCAACAACAGCAGCAGCAGCAUCAACAGCAUCAACAGCAUCAACAGCAUCAACAACAUCAACAACAGCAGCAGCAACAACAACAACAGCAGCAGCAGCAGCAGCAACAACAACAACAACAACAGCAGCAGCAGCAGCAACAACAACAACAACAACAGCAGCAGCAGCAGCAGCAACAAUCUGCUGUUGGAUUGAUCAAGUCUGAACAACAACAAAUCACAGUCACUACAGUAUCACAACCGUUGGAAUGUACUAAUGCCACAAAUGCAUUGACUACACCUGUGUCAGUAUCUGUAGCCUCACCAACGAACAUUACCAAUGUUGGAGCUGGGUCCCCUUGUUCAUCUAGCGAAGACAAAAAUAUCCAAUCAAAGAGACUUCAUGUAUCAAAUAUACCCUUUAGAUUUAGAGAGCCUGAUUUGCGUGCCAUGUUUGGGCAAUUUGGACCAAUUCUAGAUGUCGAAAUUAUAUUUAAUGAGCGUGGAUCAAAGGGAUUCGGUUUUGUAACGUUUGGGAAUAGCGCUGACGCUGAUGAGGCUCGCGAACAUCUUCACGGAACAGUUGUUGAAGGCAGAAAAAUAGAGGUUUGCAUGCAAAUAUUUAUGCUAUUAUAUAUAUUAUAUAUAUAAACAUACUUAUAUUUUUACUUAUAAUUUAUAUGUUUACACUUAUUACAUAGUAA
Messenger RNA from Melanaphis sacchari, 1533 nucleotides. Its product is annotated as sex determination protein fox-1-like. Lineage: Eukaryota; Metazoa; Arthropoda; Insecta; Hemiptera; Aphididae. The transcript has 5 exons. The coding region runs from base 599 to 1480 and encodes 293 amino acids. Gene Ontology annotation, cellular component: cytoplasm; nucleus. The record is from RefSeq and is a predicted model, not a curated record. Gene Ontology annotation, molecular function: mRNA binding. Gene Ontology annotation, biological process: nervous system development; regulation of alternative mRNA splicing, via spliceosome.